Myotis brandtii (Brandt's bat) is the source of this 1277-nucleotide messenger RNA. It is a transcript of the gene BST1, whose product is annotated as bone marrow stromal cell antigen 1. The record is from RefSeq and is a predicted model, not a curated record. Gene Ontology annotation, molecular function: NAD+ nucleosidase activity; phosphorus-oxygen lyase activity. The transcript is spliced from 9 exons. Gene Ontology annotation, biological process: positive regulation of B cell proliferation. Bases 30 to 1004 code for a protein of 324 amino acids. Gene Ontology annotation, cellular component: plasma membrane. NCBI's taxonomy places the organism in Eukaryota, Metazoa, Chordata, Mammalia, Chiroptera, Vespertilionidae.
AGUCCAGCGUGCUCUCCAAAGUCCCCGCGAUGGCUGCCCAGGGCUGCGCACUGUCCUGGAUGUCGCUCAGGCUCCCUGCGCUGCUGCUGCUGCUUCUGCUGCUGCUGGCGCCCGGCUCUGCGGGAUCCUCAGGCGCGCGGUGGAGCGGGGAGGGUACCACCCCGCACCUGCAAAGCAUCUUCCUGGGCCGCUGCACCGAGUACCUCGCGCUGCCGAACCCCCAGCUGCGGGACAAGAACUGCACAGACAUCUGGGAGGCCUUUCAAGCGGUGCUGGCUAAGGACCCCUGCUCCGUGCUGCCCUCCGACUACGACCUUUUCAUAAACCUCUCCAGGCACUCCAUUCCCAGAGACAAGUCCCUGUUCUGGGAAAAUAACCAGUUCCUUGUAGACAGCUACUCAGAGAAUACCGGUCGCUUCAUACCUUUGGGCGAUGUUCUGUACGGCAGGACUGGGGAUCUUCUGAGCUGGUGUCGGCAGGAAAAUGCCUCUGGACUCGAUUACCAAUCAUGCCCUGCAUCAGAGGAUUGUGAAGACAAUGCUGUGGAUUCUUUCUGGAAAAGGGCAUCCAUGCAGUAUGCACAGGACAGUUCUGGGGUGAUCCACGUCAUGCUGAAUGGUUCAGAGCCAACAGGAGCCUAUCCCGUAAAAGGGUUUUUUGCAGAUUUUGAAAUUCCCUACCUCCAGAAGGAUAAAAUCACACGAAUUGAGAUCUGGAUUAUGCAUGAAAUCGGGGGACCCAACCUGGAAUCCUGUGGAGAAGGCAGUGUGAAAAUCCUGGAAGACAGACUGAAGGGGAUGGGUUUUCAGUACAGCUGUACUAAUGAUCACCUGCCGGUGAAGCUCUUAAUGUGUGUGAACCACAGCACGCAUCCUGACUGUGCCUUAACUUCCUCAGUGCCUGAUUAUGCUUUGAUUGCUGAAACAUCCACUUCUACAAUGGCUAUUUCCAGUGGACAAGCCACCAGCCACAAGACUGAAGAGCCAGCGCCCAGCCCCCUUUGAGUUCACUGAGUUUUAGAGAUCUUGGUUGAUUCAAUAACUGCUCAUUCAGGCCACUGUUUUUUCUACUUGCUCUCGCUUUAAAUCCCCUCUCUUAAGUUUUAAAUUCACCAGUAAAGACUGAGUCCCCAAAACCCUAGGCCUUCACCCAUGACCGGAGUAAAAGCAGAACCCCAGACCUGUGUGUGUUCUCGCUCUACCCACAACUUCACUGUGUGUCCCAGGUACGCUGGGUAAUUUCCAGGUCCUAUAAGUAAUAAACUUUCCCCCCUCAAA